GGCGCUGCGCCCGCGCCGCCGCCGCCGCCGCUCCGCCCUUUCCGCCUCCUCGGACGCCGCCAUCGCCGGGACGCCGCGCCGCUCCGCGCCAUGUCGUCGCACAAGACAUUCAAGAUCAAACGCUUCCUCGCCAAGAAGCAGAAGCAGAACAGGCCCAUCCCGCAGUGGAUUCGCAUGAAAACCGGCAACAAGAUCAGGUACAACUCCAAAAGGAGACACUGGAGGAGGACCAAACUGGGCUUGUAAGAGAGACUGUCCCAGGAGCUCUAAUGAACAUUGGUCUUUCUGUGUCAGAUCCAUAACAGCCUCAAGUCAUUCCUUCUGUGGUGCUGGAGUGCACUCCCCAGUGUGGGGUUUUUAUGAGCUGGUCUGGGAUGUUGUUAACUGGGAAAAUCUUUGUAUCUGAAACAUGGAGACUGUGUUCUAUUAGUGUUCUUUCAGGCAUCACCAUGAGCAUUGGCACUGUACAGGCUUACUAAUAAAUAUGGACCUGAA
Messenger RNA from Agelaius phoeniceus (red-winged blackbird), 495 nucleotides. It is a transcript of the gene RPL39, whose product is annotated as ribosomal protein L39. Gene Ontology annotation, biological process: translation. The record is from RefSeq and is a predicted model, not a curated record. Gene Ontology annotation, molecular function: structural constituent of ribosome. Lineage: Eukaryota; Metazoa; Chordata; Aves; Passeriformes; Icteridae. Gene Ontology annotation, cellular component: cytosolic large ribosomal subunit; ribosome.